Molecule: messenger RNA, 1753 nt
Organism: Sceloporus undulatus (fence lizard)
Lineage: Eukaryota; Metazoa; Chordata; Lepidosauria; Squamata; Phrynosomatidae
Gene: ARB2A
Product: family with sequence similarity 172 member A
Exons: 12
Coding region: 353-1753 (466 amino acids)
Biological process (GO): regulatory ncRNA-mediated heterochromatin formation
Cellular component (GO): nucleus
Molecular function (GO): siRNA binding
Source: RefSeq, a predicted model, not a curated record
GGGCGCGGCGUGACGUCACCUUUCCCGGGCCCGGAAGUGGAACUCGAAAAUACUGCUGGCCUGGGCGCUGAGUGAGGGGCAACAGAACAGAGGCGGGGGAGAAGCGGCGGCGGCGGCGGCGCGUCUCCAGGUAACCAGCCUUGGCCCCGCCCCCUUCUCAGGGCAGAGGGGCAGCAGCUCAUCCCCUCAGGAUUGAUGCAUGUUUCGUCUUUUACUUUCAUCUGGCUGAGAAUUUGGAUAAGCAUGGCACAACUUCAACAGGGAGGUCCUGAUGAAAAAGAGAAGACUACAGCAUUAAAGGGUACACAUUAAUUUGGAACUUCCCCGUAGGCACUUCGUACACUGUGUUCUGAUGAGCUAUAAUUUUGUGGUUAGUAAAACAGACUUGUUGUCUAGAAUAGACCUGGAUGAACUGAUGAAAAAAGAUGAGCCACCACUUGAGUUUCCUGAUACUCUUGAAGGAUUUGAGUAUGCUUUUAAUGAAAAGGGGCAGUUAAGGCAUAUAAAAACUGGAGACCCAUUUGUGUUUAACUACCGUGAAGAUUUGCAUAGAUGGAACCAAAAGCGCUAUGAAGCUCUUGGAGAGAUCAUCACUAAAUAUAUAUAUGAACUACUAGAAGAGGAAUGCCAUUUGAAAAAAGUGUAUGUCCCGGUAGAUGCGGUGGACAGUGAACCCAGGAGUUUUAUCUUUAUGAGUGAAGAUGCCAUGACAAAUCCUGACAAACUGAUGGUUUUAAUUCAUGGUAGUGGUGUUGUUAGAGCAGGACAGUGGGCAAGAAGACUUAUUAUAAAUGAAGAUUUGGACAGUGGCACACAAAUUCCAUAUAUUAAAAGAGCUGUUGAGGAAGGCUACGGAGUAAUAGUACUGAACCCGAAUGAGAACUAUAUUGAGGUUGAAAAGACAAAAGCCCAAGUACAGCUGUCUCCCGAUAGCUCAGAUGAACCUGCAGAAAAGAGAGAGAAAAAAGAUAAAAUCCAAAAAGAUACAAAGAAGCGGCGGGACUUUUAUGAGAAGUAUCGGAAUCCACAAAAAGAGAAGGAGACUGUGCAGUUGUACAUUAGAGAAAAUGGAUCCCCUGAAGAACAUGCAAUUUAUGUAUGGGACCACUUUAUCUCCCAGGCAGCAGCUGAAAAUGUAUUUUUUGUUGCUCACAGUUAUGGUGGACUUACAUUUGUAGAACUGAUGAUUCAACGAGAGGCAGAAGUGAAGAAUAAAGUUACUGCUGUGGCAUUGACAGACUCAGUUCACAAUGUAUGGCAUCAAGAAGCUGGCAAAACUAUUCGAGAGUGGAUGCGAGAAAACUGCUGUAAUUGGGUGUCAAGUUCAGAACCUUUGGAUACCUCAGUAGAAUCCAUGUUACCAGACUGCCCACGAGUCUCUGCAGGGACCGAGAGGCAUGAGCUGACUUCGUGGCGAGCUCCCCUCCAUCUUCCGCUUCUUCUCGGCGGCGCUGGAGGCCAAGGCAGCGGAGGCACGCAGCAGCACGAGCCCAGCCCCAGCGCCGCCAACCCCACGCGACGCUCCCACCGGAUCCGCCCCGACGACGACGACGACGCGAGGAGGAGGAGGAGGAGGGGCCACGGCGAGCUCUCAGCCCCCCGCCUCCCUCCCUCGCCUUCCCCGCCUUGGUCCCUCAUUAGAUUGCUUUCCUGCGGAGCCCCGGGUCGCGCCCUCCCCCCGCGCUGCCCAUUACUUCUGGACGAGCGAGCUGUUCAAAGCAAGCCCCGGCUCCUCUGGAGCCAGUCUCCUUGA